This is a messenger RNA of Suncus etruscus (white-toothed pygmy shrew), 1137 nucleotides long. It is a transcript of the gene ZNRF4, whose product is annotated as zinc and ring finger 4. Bases 1 to 1137 code for a protein of 378 amino acids. The transcript has a single exon. The record is from RefSeq and is a predicted model, not a curated record. NCBI's taxonomy places the organism in Eukaryota, Metazoa, Chordata, Mammalia, Eulipotyphla, Soricidae. Gene Ontology annotation, cellular component: cytoplasm; nucleoplasm.
AUGCUGAUACCAAGCCGGACCCGGGGGUCCCCACCGCUGCUCGGGGGGGCAGCCCUGGUGCUCUGGACGCUACUGGUCCCCGCCCAGGCGGUGGUGAGGGCCGUGCUGGAUUGGAACUCGAGCUCCGUGGACUUUCCAGACAUGCCAGCUCUGUUCGGAGAGCCCUUGGCACAGAGUGGUGUCCGUGGCUACCUGAUGGAGGCCAAGCCGGCCAACGGCUGCCACCCUCUGGAGAAACCCGGGCUGCCCCCCAACGGCUCGCUGGGGGCCAUCGUGCUGAUCCAGCGCUACGACUGCACCUUCGACCUCAAGGUCCUCCACGCCCAGCAGGCCGGGUUCGAGGCGGCCAUCGUGCACAAUGUCCGCUCCGACGAGUUGGUGCGGAUGGCCCACGUAUAUGAGGACCUGCGGCGCCAGAUCUUCAUUCCCUCCGUGUUCGUGGGCGAGGCCGCUUCGCAGGACCUCAGGGGCCUGGUGCGAUGCGACAAGUCUGCCCAUGUCCUGCUGCUGCCCGACUACCCACCCUGCCCGCACCACUACUGCCACCCGCUCCUGGUCCUCUCCUGGGCCCUGGGCCGCGCCCUUGCGCUGCUGGCCUCGUCCUUCUUGCUGGUGAGACGCCUGGCCAGCUGGUUGUGGGGUCCCGGCCGUGUCCAGAGGCUCGGAACAGCAGUGCCCAGGAUCCCGAUGACCACCCCGGUGCCUGCCACCUGCGCCUCCCUCCAGGCCGGGCAGAAGGCCCAAGUGCGCACCUUUACGCGGCGCCACGACCUCUGUGCCAUCUGCCUGGACGAAUACGAGGAAGGCGACCGGCUCAAGAUCCUGCCCUGUGCCCACACGUACCACUGUCGCUGCAUCGACCCCUGGUUCUCGCAGGCGGCCCAGCGAGCCUGUCCCGUGUGCAAGCAGGCGGUGGCGGCCACCGAGGAGGCCUCCGACUCGGCCCUGGGGAACCAGGCAACGGACGACGAGGGUGCCUCCCUGCCCGGACACAAGCCCCCCAUCUGGGCCAUCCAGGCCAGGCUGCGUGCCAGGCGCUUGGAGCUCUUGGCACACACUGGGCCGCAGGGCCGGGGAGGGGACGCGCCCCCCAGGGCGGCCGAGAUGCCCCCUUCAAGGGCCCCUGAGCAGCUCUGA